Molecule: messenger RNA, 276 nt
Organism: Acaulospora colombiana
Lineage: Eukaryota; Fungi; Glomeromycota; Glomeromycetes; Diversisporales; Acaulosporaceae
Source: the annotation of a GenBank genome assembly
AAAAAGUAUGAAACUUCUGAGAAUAAAUUAAAAGAACCUCAAUCUCUUAUCCCUACGAAUUCCUCCCGAAAUAUCAGAAGACCUCGCUCGGCGUGGACACCAGAGGAAGAUGAAGCAUUGUUUAACGCUAUUAAUUCAGUGUUGGCUGGUCAAUGGAAAGAUGUUUGCGCAAAAAGUCCUUUGCUAAAAGCACGUGGUACAAGUAUGACGUCUCAAAGAUUCAAGACAAAGAUUCGAUACUUUGUUGGUGGUUCUGCGGAAAGAGGAAAGAAGUAG